AUGGACCUCGGCUCGAUUUCAGGGGGGAAAGGCAAUGGUCCCCGCUUGUUUUGCGGGCACGUCCCAAAGGAAGUGGAUGAGAUGGCUGUGAAGGCCCAUUUCUCCCAGUGGGGCCCUGUGACAGAUGUUUACUUCCCCAGACACAAGAAGACCCUCAAGCGCCGCCCUUUCUGCUUCGUCACGUUUGCAACCAUCGAGGGCCUCAGGGCUGCCCUGACCGGGUCCCCCCUGAACAUCUGCGGGCACCCCAUAAAAUCGCUGACGGCCGUGGAGGAUCGCAAUGCCUACUACCGUGAGAAGCACGCCAGCGCGCCUUGCUGCCAGCUCGAGCGUGGGGGCGGGGCCCCUCCCAUGUCCCGCCAGCCCCACUACGGCGUCUCAGACAGGCUGUUUGGCAGUGCACACGCUCCCGCGCCGGCGGGGAACCUGCUGGAGAUACAGCAGCUGGCUCAGCUGCUCGCAAUGACGUCGACCAUGGGCGCCGUGCCCCCAACCCCCGUGCGCCCGGGGCAUGGCCCGAUGACAGGCCACGGCGCAGCUCAGGGCCCGGUCGCCGGGCCCUUCUAUGCACCGGGGGCGGCGCUGCAGCAGCAGCACCAGUAUCCCGUGGGGCAGGAGACGGUGCACCCUGCGGCCGAGUACCUCAACGGACUGAGGCGGGUGCAGGAGCUGUACCUGCCCACCACCCAGGCGCAGCGCAACACCCAGGCCGCCCUGGAGGCCCUCCUCCGCGCGCCUGGCCCGGGUGGCCAGCAGGGCCCGCCGCAUGUUGGCGCAGCGGGUCGGGCGGCCACGCCGCCCUCGCUUGGGCCGGAGGCCCUCCUCGACACCGAGUGCGGCCGCGGCCUGGGGUCGAGUCGUGGGCUGGACAUACCAGAGAGCCUGUCGCUGCCGGCUGAGGAGGCCUUGCCCCGUGCCACCCCCGUCAGGGCGCCUAUUGGCCCCCUCCUCACCUUCUGGAUUGUAUUUGAUUGA
Molecule: messenger RNA, 975 nt
Organism: Auxenochlorella protothecoides
Lineage: Eukaryota; Viridiplantae; Chlorophyta; Trebouxiophyceae; Chlorellales; Chlorellaceae
Product: Heterogeneous nuclear ribonucleoprotein A1-like 2
Exons: 5
Coding region: 1-975 (324 amino acids)
Molecular function (GO): RNA binding
Source: RefSeq, a predicted model, not a curated record